AUGUCCGGGUAUGAUCGGUUCAAUAUCCACGCUCAGCUCGAGCACUUGCAGAGCAAGUACCAGGGCACCGGUCACGUGAACAACACCAAGUGGGAGUGGACGCUCAACAUCCAGCGCGACACCUUGGCUUCUCACGCGGGGCACUAUACGCGCCUGGCGUACUUCUCAAUCUGCGAGAACGAGUCCAUUGCCCGCAUCCGCCAUCGGUGCCUCCAGAACAUGGCAAAGCCGAUCACGCGCGUCAAAAGUCAGCCCAAGGUUUAG
Babesia bigemina is the source of this 264-nucleotide messenger RNA. RefSeq names its product splicing factor 3B subunit 10 (SF3b10), putative. Bases 1 to 264 code for a protein of 87 amino acids. Gene Ontology annotation, biological process: mRNA splicing, via spliceosome. The transcript has 3 exons. Lineage: Eukaryota; Apicomplexa; Aconoidasida; Piroplasmida; Babesiidae. Gene Ontology annotation, cellular component: precatalytic spliceosome; U2 snRNP. The record is from RefSeq and is a predicted model, not a curated record.